AUGAGCUGCUUCAACUGUUGUGAAGAAGAUGACAUCCAUAAAGCUGCUGAUUAUGGAGGCGCAUAUACAGUUAAAAGCUCAGCAGGCAAUGUCGGCAAUUAUCAUGCAUCAGAAACAGCACCCAAGGGCCCCCAGGCUGUUAAAAUCCAGCCUAUUGAAGUCCCUGAAAUAUCAGUGGAUGAACUUAAGGAAGUUACAGAUAACUUUGGUACGAAUUCAUUGAUAGGAGAAGGAUCAUAUGGAAGAGUAUAUUAUGGUGUUCUUAAAAGUGGGCAGGGUGCAGCAAUAAAAAAACUAGAUGCCAGCAAACAACCUGAUGAUGAAUUCUUAGCUCAGGUCUCCAUGGUAUCAAGGCUGAAGCAUGAAAAUUUUGUACAGUUGCUUGGGUAUUGUGUAGAUGGGGGUUCCCGUGUACUCGCCUAUGAAUUCGCUUCUAAUGGAUCUCUUCAUGAUAUUCUUCAUGGGAGGAAAGGUGUUAAAGGAGCACAGCCCGGUCCUGUCCUUACGUGGCCACAGCGUGUAAAAAUUGCUGUUGGUGCUGCAAAAGGGCUUGAAUACUUGCAUGAAAAGGCCAAUCCUCACAUCAUUCAUCGUGACAUUAAGUCCAGCAAUGUUCUUAUUUUUGAUGAUGAUGUUGCAAAAAUUGCUGACUUUGAUUUGUCAAAUCAAGCUCCUGAUAUGGCAGCACGGCUCCAUUCCACUCGAGUUCUGGGUACAUUUGGUUAUCACGCUCCCGAAUAUGCAAUGACUGGACAAUUGAAUGCAAAGAGUGACGUGUACAGUUUUGGCGUUGUCCUGCUUGAGCUUCUGACUGGGAGGAAACCUGUUGAUCACACUUUACCACGUGGACAGCAGAGUCUAGUGACAUGGGCUACACCAAAACUCAGCGAGGACAAGGUUAAGCAGUGUGUUGAUGCAAGAUUACAAGGAGAGUACCCACCCAAGGCAGUUGCAAAGAUGGCUGCCGUUGCUGCCUUGUGUGUGCAAUAUGAAGCUGAUUUCCGGCCUAACAUGAGCAUUGUGGUCAAAGCCCUCCAGCCCCUGUUAAAUGCCCGGCCAGGACCUGCUGGAGAAGCACCAAACAUAUAA
Messenger RNA from Dovyalis caffra, 1089 nucleotides. NCBI's taxonomy places the organism in Eukaryota, Viridiplantae, Streptophyta, Magnoliopsida, Malpighiales, Salicaceae. The record is from the annotation of a GenBank genome assembly.